Messenger RNA from Neltuma alba, 1014 nucleotides. RefSeq names its product serpin-ZX-like. The transcript has 2 exons. NCBI's taxonomy places the organism in Eukaryota, Viridiplantae, Streptophyta, Magnoliopsida, Fabales, Fabaceae. The record is from RefSeq and is a predicted model, not a curated record. Gene Ontology annotation, molecular function: serine-type endopeptidase inhibitor activity. The coding region runs from base 49 to 1014 and encodes 321 amino acids.
GUUCACGGCGUAUUCGACAAAUCGGGGUUGUUGGGAAACCAUCCACUUAUGGAAGUAAAACUAGAUGAAGGCAGGGUGGUUUCACCCUUGUCCUUACAAGUGGUGCUCAGCCUCCGUGCCGCCGGCUCUCGUGGUUGGAUCCGCCGUCAGAUUGUCAACUUCUUCAGCGCCGAUUCCGUCGAUCAUCUCAAUUGCUUGGCCUCUCAACUCUCCGAUGUCAUCUUGGCUGAUGGUGAUCCCGCCGUUGGCCCUCGUGUGCGUUGCUGCAAUACCUUAUGGCUUGAUCAGUCUCUUACUCUCAAGCCCUCUUUUAAACACAUUCUGGACUCUGAUUAUAGAGCCGCUGUGAACCCAGUGGACUUUCAGACCGAGGCUGCUCAUGUGGGGCGACAAAUUAAUUCGUGGGUGGAAAAUAAGGCAAGUGUCCUAAUUAAAGACCUUAUUCAUGAGGGGUCUCUCAGCAACUUAGUCAAGCUCGUCUUUACAAAUGCCCUAUACCUCAGAGGAGCACGGCACGAGAAAGCAAAUGCAUAUCGCAACAGAGAGAGAGAGGGAGCAAAUCCAAUCAUACUAAGAAAAGAGCUUGGUGAGAACGAAUACAAAGUGACUGUUCCCUUCAUUGCUGCCAAGAUGGGAGUAAUUGAUAGCAAUGGCAUUUUAGGUAGAAUGCAUAAGCUUGGACACACAUAUAAAAAGCAACGUGAAGAAAAGCGUGCUUUCUCCAUGCAUUUCUACUAUCCACAUUCAUUUAAAUAUGAAUUUUAUCAUGAACCUGAGGUAGAUCUAAUGGAAGUUAAUGGCGUACUGAACCCAGAAUUUAAUAUGUCUUCAGAGGUGAAAGCUUCCAAGGUGCUGAGGGGACUAGGGAUAAGACUGCCAUUCUCUAGAGGAAAGUUGACAGAGAUGGUAACUUCUUCAUGUGAUGGUGGAGAGUUAUAUGUUUUUAACAUAUUUCAAAAGACAUUCAUCGAAGUAAAUCAACAAGGGCUGAGGCUGCAACAGCCACGGCUGUAA